Messenger RNA from Prorocentrum cordatum, 2217 nucleotides. The record is from the annotation of a GenBank genome assembly. Lineage: Eukaryota; Dinophyceae; Prorocentrales; Prorocentraceae.
GAGAAGAUUGUUUCGCCCUCCUACCCGGGCAUCCGGACCCUCUACCUCACCCACAAGGCCCGCAUGCGCAUCGGCAAUCCGCAGCACCGCGAGGUGUCGGUGAUGGGGUUGCCGACCAUGAGGGCCUUCACCACCGGCUGGGACGGCGGCCCCCGCUUCCACUGGGCCUGGAGUGCAGACACGGAGGAGAUCUCGCACGCGGACUCCUUGACAGCCCUGCUGCAGGAGCACCAGUUCAGCAUCCUCGACUUCGAGCCAGCGGCCUUCGCCGACCUCGUUACCGAGGUGUACGAGGAGAAGACGUCGACGCUGAUGAUAAAGAACGGGGAGCUCCUCCGCCACCUGGACAUAGUCAAGGUGUGGGUGCAGGCGGAGGUGUUCAGCGUGACCCAUUAUCUGGUUGCGAAGUCGAAGGUGCAGUAUGGCAAGCGUGAGUCCGGCAAGGACCGUCCGAUUUCAAUGCGCAUGUCCACCAACCAGACUUGGCGGGUGGCAGCAAGGCAGGCGCUCAACAGGAAUCUCGGUAUAGAUCUCCAUAUGCAAGAUGAGUUCAUAUCGUUGGACGAGUCUUCAUUCGUGAAGUCAGAGGAGAUAGAGUACUCCCAGUCGUACCCAGGGCUGAAAUCUGUCUAUAGGAUACACGAAGUGACUGCGCGCGUGCUGCAGACUGCGCGUUUGGAUGGGCUCAGCGGCAUCGGGCUCCCAGAAGGCACCAGCUUCAGCUUCCGACGGCACGAGAACAUUGACAACAUUGCCGAUGCCGCCACGAGAGUGGUCGUCACCUCCUUCCAUUGGGUCCCUGCGCAGGACAUAGGCAAGGUGGACGAAAAGUUGAUGUGCUUCGCGCGAUCACUGGUGGACGGGAAGCGAGAGCCAGCACAGAAUGGCAGAAGCGGGCUCUCGCAGAUGUCCGGCUUGCUGCGCAUAGUGUUGCCGCCGAAUCCGAUCGCGCCACCGCCAGUUACCGAGUGGGAGAGCCCAUAUCUAGUGCAGGAGCUCAUGCGCGAUAAGGUCACUGACUGGGACAGGGCACGGACCGCGGCCAGAAGAAUACGAGAUAAAGACUAUCAUUGUGGGCUGUUCCUGGAGGACUGCAUUGCCGCCUUCCCAGAGCUCAGCCUCUACAUGGUCAGCAGCGCCACCUCUAGCAGCGGUCGGUCGCUAGACGAAGAGUACCAGCGCACCAUCUGCGCCCUCUUCGCGGUCUACUGGCUGAUGAGGCUGGACAUCGACGGGUCGGAGGGCUUCUCCUUCGGGCUGACCGAGACGUUCCAGAGCAUGAAGGAGGGCGAGCCCUCCUCGCCCGCGAGGCCGCCGCAGGAGGUGGAGAAGCGGAGCCGGUUCUACCGGGAGGCGAACUGGGCGCAGUUCAGGGAGCUGACGGAGCAGGCGGGGCUGCGGACGAACACCAGCGCGGGGCUCGACGAAGAGCGCGUCCUCGCGAUGCUGGUGCUCACGGCCUUCCACGACGUCAUGAAGGUGUCGGCGCUCCUGCCGCGAGUGCGCGAGGGCGUCGCCGAGUUCUGUGGCUACAGGUGCGGCGAGGAGAUCGGCGAUCACGACGUGGCCCUCGCGUACCUGCUCACCCACGCCCCUCAGGCACUGCCGUCGUACCGCGGCAUGUCGGAGCGGUCUCGAGAGCUGGUGAGGUUCACGCAGGGCCAGCUGCAGUACAACAUGGGCUGGUUUGUCCAGGCGGAGGCGCCGCCCGGGAUCCUCCUCCGCCAGGUCAAGGCGAUCGUCGGGUCCGGACGCUUCGAUCCGUCGGACCUGUCCUUCUACUUCGUGCACUGGCUCACGGACCUGGCUGGGGCCGAGGGACGUCCGAUGGAGGGGUGCGAGAAGUUCGUGCUCAAGUUCCCGCCGAAGGUGUUAAUGUCCUUCCUGUAUUCUUUCCGCUUCAUGUCGCAGCUGAGCUCCCACACAGAGACCGAGGUGCUCGAGGACUACCUGAAGUGGCGGUGGACGCAGGCGGAGCCCUCGCUCGGGACCCCGCCGAGGGGCCGGGGCGCCGUGGCGAAGAUGCGCAUGGUGGCCAUGGCGCAGUCCCACCCCUGGCACGUGGCGGAGGCCUACGAUAACCUCGUCUUGGUGGACCGGGACAUCCUCGACGAGGAGAUGACUCGCACCGGGUUGGCGAACCAGUCGUUCGAUGCCACCCCCGCCACCGCCGUGCUCUACUGCGGGACGAUUGCCGCUGCUCUCUGGCGCCAGUGA